This is a messenger RNA of Misgurnus anguillicaudatus (oriental weatherfish), 3643 nucleotides long. It is a transcript of the gene c2cd2l, whose product is annotated as c2cd2 like. Lineage: Eukaryota; Metazoa; Chordata; Actinopteri; Cypriniformes; Cobitidae. Gene Ontology annotation, biological process: positive regulation of insulin secretion involved in cellular response to glucose stimulus. Gene Ontology annotation, cellular component: cytoplasmic side of apical plasma membrane. The record is from RefSeq and is a predicted model, not a curated record. Gene Ontology annotation, molecular function: phosphatidylinositol binding; phosphatidylinositol transfer activity.
UGUCUCUUUAAAUACAUGCAGUGCGUGCGCGGUCGGUGUGUGUUGCUACAGCACUUGACAGCUCGUCUGUUCUGUAUCUGGCGCAUUACCAUUACAGAACGUCCGACACCUACAGUGGGAGGACACAUUUUGUCUUUUGCGUUGAAAGCAGUGAAUAUUUUAAAUGGCUUAUUUUAUUUAGCAUGCCGAAGAUCCACCAAAAAGAGGCCAUGUAACGAUCAACUCUGGUUUAAUCGAAGACGAUGCUAGGACCUAAAGACUGGUGUUGGGAUUAUGAAGACAUGAUGUAGCAAUGGAGCUGGUGAUCUGUAGCUAGCGUUUACAGUGGUGUCCGAAGACAACGCUUUACACCCAAUCGAAUUUGAACCUUUGCGAGUCAAGAUUUCAUGAAAAUGAGACUGAAGUGAUUCAUUGAUCAGGGAGAUGACGACUUUCCAGGACGUAAACUGGCUGGUUCAGGUGGCGCUCUUCUGCGCCUCGCUGUUGGUCGUCCUAGCCUGGCUCGUUCAAUUCUCACUGGCCUUGCUUCGACCUGGGCAGGGCACCAGGGUGCAGGGUAAACGGGAGACCCCUUGGCAGCUGCCCCUGAGUCUCACCCAUCAGACCCUGACGGGCGGCGUGUGGGGUUCCCUCCUAAGGCUGAGGCCGGGACGAGAUGGGGUUGGAAGUGACACCGAGGCAGGGGUCAAAGGUCUUUUGUCAUCACUCUUUGCGUUCAAGUCAUUCAGGGAGCACUGGCAGAGAGCAUGGGUGCGAGCGCUCAAUGAACAGGCCUGCAGGCAAGGGAGCUCCAUUCAAAUCACCUUUGAUGACAGCCUUCAGCUCCCAAAGUCAGCAUCCAUUGACCAUGUGACUUGUACAGACCAAUCAGCACGCAGCAUGGUCCUGCAGUGCAAUUGUUCUGUUGACACCAUAACGUUCCCCGUGACUGUCACUCAGCAGUCACCUGCAGCCGUUUCCAUGGAGACCUACCAGAUCACGAUGGAGCCCAUGCAGGCUCAGCUGAAGGUCUGUCUUGAGGAGGUGGAGGAAGAGGGUCUCCUUGUAUCCUGGACUUUCUCCAGGCAACCUCGGCUUUCUUUAACCGUAACGUCAUGCCAAAGAGUCCAUAAAGAGGGCUCUGACGGAGCAGCGGACAGCGAUAUGAUUGCAGCCCUGGUCGAGGACACACUGUACACAACACACCCCGCGAUGAUCCUCAACCUGAGAGCCUGUGUAUCAAGCCCUGCGUUUCCAAGGGCGAAGCAGCUCGGUGGUCUGAACUCUCCGUCUCAGAGCUCACUUGUCAAAAGGAUUAUGGUACAUCAGCUCAAAGCCACCAGUGUCAAGAAAGGAUGUCAGACCCAUUCUGGAGAGCUUUGUUGUGUACUGAGUCUGGACACUCCCUCCAUUGAACGAAGAACAGGCUUCCUUACACCUUCCUCUAGUACUGGAGCAGCCCUGCAUUGGACUGAUGACAUUACAUUGGAUUUAGCACCAGAAACCAAAGAACUCAAAGUGAGGCUUGUGGAGAAAAACAGCAAGGGAGAGCAGUUUUUGCCUGGUCAUGCUUCCUUACCAUUGGAUCCCUCUAGAAAGAUUCCUAAUGGACAGCACAAGCUGUCCGUCACUCCGGGUCAUGGUUUGGCUCCAACUGCUAUCAUAACAUUAGAGCUGUUGUGUUUGGAGUCCAGUGAUUUACGUUCUUGUCAGAACGUCACACCUCUGCGAUCCUCAGUCACCCCGUCAAAGAAGGUGGAUGUGGACCGCACCAUCAUGCCUGAUGGCACCAUUGUCACAACAGUGACCACCAUCCAAUCACGGCUGAAAGUAGAUCGUAAACUAGGAGACUCUCCGUCUAGGUCUCCCUCAAAGGUGGAGGUGACUGAAAAGACUUCCACUGUGCUCACCAACAGCUCACAGAGCUCCAGUGCCAGCACCACUCCCAACACAGAAGGCACGCUCCCCAAUGGGCUGGAUCCCGUAGCAGAAACAGCUAUUCGGCAACUGACCGAGUCGGCCAGUAAGGUACCCAAGAAGACGCCUACUAAACGCAGCACUCUCAUCAUAUCUGGGGUAUCAAAGGUGCCCAUUAGUGAGGAUGACUCAGGCAUAUCAGUGAGCUACGCCGCAGCCAUGGACGCGGCCCUACAGGGGGCGCAGUCUCCCAGCGGAGCCCCCAACAACCACGGCGCUGGCCCGCAUCAGGAUGCUGAAGAAACCACGCCGUCUGAUGCAUCAGAACGGCCGUCCGUGGAUGAUGCAGAGUCUGAAACGGGAUCAACCGGAGCGCUAGAGACACGCAGCCUCAAAGACCACAAAGUGGGAUUCCUCCGCAGUGGCACCAAGUUACUGUUCCGCAGGAAACACAGAGAGAAAGAGCCCAGUUUCAGUCAAUCCCAUGAGGAUGUGUCCAACCUGGGCAACGACUCGUCCACUGCAUCUUGCUCCUCCAGCAGCCGUAAGAAGUCUGGAAGCUUCUCCCGUCGCCUCAUCAAACGCUUUUCCUUCCGCUCAUCCAAGACAAAGGGCAAAUCGAGCACAGCCAAUGGAGGGGCGAACACUGCAGACAACUGAAGGAGAAAUAAAAAGCAUAAAAUGAAAAAGAAAUGGUGCAGGCACCAGUCAAAUGAGUGGCUCUAUAUUCCUCUAGAAUAAGUUAUUUGUGUUAUACUUAUCCUCCAUUCUAGAUUAUCACGUCAUCCCCAGGCAAAGUUGCUUUGGUGUUUAUAUGAUAAGAACCUUAUCCUCCACCUAUGACUGCAUCUUUUCAUGAUGGCAAACUACGCAAAAUGUGGAAGUGAUUUAAGGUUGACUGAUAUUUAAUUAAACUGGAAAAGACUGCUUUUUGGAUGGAUUGAAGUCGAACAAACAAUGGAUGAGAGUGUCGUGCAGUGACGCUUGUUGAGCACAAGGGGGCGACACAUGACUAUUAAUGCCCUCAACACUUUUGCAACGUGUUUUCUUAUUUAUUUCGUUUUAUCAGUUGCACUUUGGAUCUUAAUCUGAUUGUUUACAAUGGGGAAUCUUUUUUUUCGUCGAUUUUAUUAUGUUUGUGCAUCGUUUACUGUUAUCAGCACUGAUUUAUUUCUCCCGAGCACAUUAGGAGUGUAUGGAGAAUCGGAUACGCUACAUGCUGUGAGCUUUGUUCACGUUUUGCUGUUGUUAUACGAUGAAGAGAUCUUAUGCGCACUGUUUUUAAGUAGUGGUAUGUUUGACUUUUAAUUGUGGCUUGAUAAUAUUUUAUAAUAAUGAUGUUUCUAUUUGAUUAAGAAAAAGGAACGGGUUGUAGGCCUAACGUUAUCUCGCUAAAUUGCGUUUGUGUGUUUUGGUUGUAUAGUUGAACCCUCAAUAUGACAAGAAAACACUACAGGACAACUACAUUUGUGUAACAGUUAACUUAUAUUUAUAAAAUAAUAACUCGGUUAUUGUAGAUCUAUACCUUGUUGAGCUAACUUCACGCUGAAUUUGCAGGUGACAGUUAUAUUUUCAUGGUUCACGUGAGAACAACCUCAGGGGAUACUACAAACGUGGAGAAAUACGCUUGAUCACGCUUGUUAUUUUUUUAGAGAUGGCUUUUUGAACAAAACAGGCGUUUCCCGGUAAAUAUAGCAUAUUUCCUCUGUUCAUUUAGUUGCAAUAAAGUCAUCCCCAGGAACCUGAA